AUGGAUCCAGCAUCUUCCACUGAAAACGUUUAUAAACCCUGUCUAUCUAGUCUUCAGGUCCUAUUAUGGCAAAAGUGGGCAAGCGACUCAGUGGUACAUGAACUUGUUAGCAAAACUCGUACCGAUGUGUACACAAGAGGCUUAUCCGUGGCAGGUAUAAUGAACGUAUCAGACGUGCUGGUGCGAUGUACUCUUAUUCUAUAUAUUCUACCAUGGAUCCCAAUCGUAAUUACAAUAAAUGUGCUGAAAAACAAAAUGUAUGCGUUAGUGCGUAGUCGCGAAAAUGUGUUCAGUGCAGAGACGCUGCGUUUGCAUGGAAAUCUCAUAAAGGCUCUUACGACUCAAUCUUUGACUCCUCUCUUGCACUUGAUCACUUACAUCUGCUAUGUUGUUGAGCAACAUAUUUUCCCCAACAUCGCCACAGAACUUCUCAUGUUCAUGCCUAUAGGCAUUCUCUCCAUCGUCACUCCCAUCAUCAACAUAUACUACAUUCGACCAUAUCGUGAACAGUUUAUACAGUGCUUGGGUUUUCGCGCUAAGGUGAUCGAACAAAGAAGUUCCAAAGCAAGCUUGGGGAAUAGAUGA
This is a messenger RNA of Cylicocyclus nassatus, 585 nucleotides long. NCBI's taxonomy places the organism in Eukaryota, Metazoa, Nematoda, Chromadorea, Rhabditida, Strongylidae. The record is from the annotation of a GenBank genome assembly.